AUGCCUGGCUUACCACUUCAACUACGGAAAGAUGUACGCGAUGGGUAUGAGGGGUCCGAUACCCCUGUUCAGAAAUCUUUCAAGAAAUUGUCAGAGGUCGUUGGUUAUCCAGUAUCAUGCGAACCAGAAUGGCAGAUGCUCUGGCAAGAGCUCGAAAGCAUUUAUACCGACAAGACGACCUUUGUCCCAACGAUUGCUCGUGUGAUUGAGACGUGGUGUCACGCCUUGGUUCUCAGGCUUGAAGAUGACAAGCACGAGGAUUGGACAGAGGCCUUCCUCGAGAAACUCGAGGCAGUUCGCAUGUUGAAAAUAUUGAUACAUGUCGCCAAUGAGCCUAGACCAAAGACAACUUGGUCCUUGACAAAACCAGCAUUCAUGAUCAUCCUGCCGAAUAAAUCAGCAUUUCAUGCAGCCAGCUCAGGAUCAGGCUUUCAGACGGAUUUUGAGAAUCUCUUUGAUGACUCCAAACCGUCCGUCUCCAGCACCAAAGUCGAAGAGUCAUUCAGCAGAGACGAUGAGUGGUCCAAUAUUGAAUCGGUAGCAGAUUCACGCAGUGUUCAAAUUCGCACAGUCGAGGAGCCUGAUGUUCCAGAUAUUCUGCCCUCCCUACACACCCUGCCGCGACCCGAUCUUCUAUUCACCGCGACCACGCCAUACUUGAUGCAAAUCUCGUAUAAUGGAGCCAACGGCGUGACGAUCUUUGGGUCCCACGAACCAAGCCUACGACUUCUGUCGGAAUAUUUGCAGCGUUGGAUCAAAAUUGAUCCUCAAGAUGUUCGAAAGAUCCCUUAUCUCAGGAUCAAGCUUCACGAAUCAAUUUUUGGAAUGGGUUUGUAUCAUGAUAGGCUCACUCUUGAGCCGUUUGACCACCAUCAGCGGAAUUCAGUAAUCAACGUUGCGUUAAUUCAGUCGUUUAUUGAAGGAGUUCUCGGAUAUCAGCCGGUCAGUGAGCACGGUGGAAGUGGUACUCGAGAGUUCAAGCGCACGAAACCAUUCAGACCUUGA
This is a messenger RNA of Exophiala bonariae, 1005 nucleotides long. RefSeq lists its product as uncharacterized. NCBI's taxonomy places the organism in Eukaryota, Fungi, Ascomycota, Eurotiomycetes, Chaetothyriales, Herpotrichiellaceae. The record is from RefSeq and is a predicted model, not a curated record. Bases 1 to 1005 code for a protein of 334 amino acids. The transcript is spliced from 4 exons.